AAACCUAACCUAGCUUAUUCACCCAUUAUUACUUUUUCUAGUAACUGCAUAUACAUGCCGUACAUCCUCCUAUCUUUCCACACCAUAUUUCUCUAUGUCAAUUCGAUUUUCAACACUUAAACUACGUACAAAUCUAUUCCAAUCCUCGUAUUGAGUUGUGGUGGUGUUGCUGUCGUGCAUAUAUUUUUUUGUAUAAAAACAGAAGAUGGGAAACAGUCUUCGUGUAGUUGUCGAUAAUUAUAUUGGAAGUGUUCCAUUUCCUUGCCAUCUACAGCUGGGACCAUCCACUUCCAUCGACUUGUUGAAGGAGAGAGAGGGUGAGCUAAUCCCGUGUGGCCAAGACACAUGGAGGGUGACAUACACAGUAGAUGAGAAAAGCUGUCAGGAUACACCCUCCCAGGUGGAGUACUGUCACAGACUCCAUUUUAUGGAGAAAGACAAACACUAGUUUUGAUGCAUGCGGGGGUGUUAUGGAUACAAAAGUUGACUUGUAUGGGAGUGGAGGCAGAUGGGGUCUUUUUAUUGUGGAGUCAAAGAAAAACAAAACGAAGGAAGAUGCUGAGGUGGUGACCGUGGCGCACUACAUUGUUAAAAGUAGCGGAACAAGCUUUUACAGAUCAACUGAAACAAAUAUUGGCCUUUCCGUGGUGGCAAAGUUUCGAGCAUCAAAUGGAAAAGUUCAGAUAACAGGGGAGGGUCUUGAGCAGCAUCCUGUCUCUUCAUUACUUUACAUGUUUGAUGAAGUCAACAGAACUGGGAUUUGGAAGCCUACCAUGUGUCCUCACUGCGAUCAUAAACGGAAGGGUAAAAUGUUUUGGCAGUCUGACAGUGAAGACAGUGACAGUGUUUCCAUGCGACUGCCACGUACCACUCCGAGAAAUGCAAGAGGGAUCUCCAAUGGUGGAAGAUUUCAGGGGAAUGGUAUUGGUAAUUUCAUUGAAUACAAUAUUAUGGAUUUCAGAAGAAGAAGACGAUAACAGUUAUUCAACUCAUGAAAAGACAAGACAAUCUUGGGAGAAGAGUUGUGUUUUCGUUUUGUUAGUAUAAAAGAAUUUGUCUAUGGUUGGAUAUUAUGCAGAAUCCAAUUGUAAACAACUUGCUUGCACUUUAUGUUCUCUUCUUUCUCAAUAAUAAAUUUUGGUGUUAGUGUCUAUUUUUCUUAUGUGAUUAUCUUAACACACAAGUGGCUAUUGUAUGUGUUGGUUUUUAGAGAAUAAAAACAGAUGAAUAUUGGCUGGAA
Messenger RNA from Vigna radiata var. radiata (mung bean), 1240 nucleotides. RefSeq lists its product as uncharacterized. The transcript is spliced from 2 exons. The record is from RefSeq and is a predicted model, not a curated record. Bases 369 to 977 code for a protein of 202 amino acids. NCBI's taxonomy places the organism in Eukaryota, Viridiplantae, Streptophyta, Magnoliopsida, Fabales, Fabaceae.